Molecule: messenger RNA, 1074 nt
Organism: Ceratitis capitata (Mediterranean fruit fly)
Lineage: Eukaryota; Metazoa; Arthropoda; Insecta; Diptera; Tephritidae
Product: alpha N-terminal protein methyltransferase 1
Exons: 1
Coding region: 160-870 (236 amino acids)
Biological process (GO): N-terminal protein amino acid methylation
Cellular component (GO): cytoplasm
Molecular function (GO): N-terminal protein N-methyltransferase activity
Source: RefSeq, a predicted model, not a curated record
CGGCUACUUUACGAAGAAGAAGCUAGCAUAUUUAGGUAGAAUAAGCAUUUGCUUUGAGUUUUGUCUGCAAUUUAUAAAAAUGUAUAAGCUGUAAGUUUGUUGCAAACAUCAUAGAGUUUUGUUUGAAAUCACUCACGCGGAUUCUUGAAGGCAUACAAAAUGUCUUUACAAAACGUAAAUCUAGUCACACAACAACCGGAAAAUCGUACUACAGCCGAAAAUGAUUUCUACGGCAAGGCACAAAAAUAUUGGUCCGAGGUUCCAGCCACAGUGAACGGCAUGCUUGGCGGUUUGGGAUAUCUAAACAAAAUUGAUAUUCAAGGCUCCAGUAUUUUUCUAAAGGAUAUAAAAGAUCUGGGUAAAAACCAUGCUCUGGAUUGCGGCGCUGGUAUUGGUCGUAUAACGAAAAAUCUGCUUAUGCCACGUUUUAAUACUACAGACAUCGUGGAACAAGAUGCAAGCUUUACAGGGAGAGCCCGCGAAUAUUGUACAGAAGGCAAUGAACAUGUUGGUAGUCUUGGCGAAAUAUAUACCAUGGGUUUACAAGAAUUCACGCCUAGUCCGGGCAAAUACGAUGUGAUAUGGUGUCAAUGGGUGCUGGGACACCUUACCGAAAAUGACCUUCUCAGUUUCUUCCGGCGUAUGCGGAAUGGCUUAUCAAACAAAGGAUAUUUGAUAGUCAAGGAAAACGUUACAUCGUCUAGUGUGGUCGAAGAAGAUAAACAAGACUCUUCAGUCACGCGUCCACUGAAAACAUAUGAGGCUGCUAUUAAAGAAGCUGGUUUCCGGAUUGUGAAAAGCGUGCGCCAGCAGAGCUUCCCCAAGGGAUUAUAUCCGGUUUAUAUGCUAGCAUGCCGCCCGACGCAAUAAAAUAUUCUCCCGAAAAUUAACGUAAUAAUUUAGUUGAACGUAAAUAAAAGUAUAUAUAUAAAUAAAGUAUAUAAUUUUAUUUACAUACAUUAAUGAUCAAACGCACAAAAGGUGUUUUAAUCAAAUUUUUAGAUAACUUAUAAUGUAAAUAUGAGUUUUAUAAUAAAUACUAUAAUAAAAAUAAAAUGUAUCAUUUAAAUUUAA